GCCGCAGGCAAGGGGGCGGCGCGGGGCCUCUGCUGAAAGCCGAUGGGGCGCCGGAGAGCGGGGCGCCGGAGCGCCCAGCAGGCGAGCACCUGACACGGCUGAGGACGGCUCCGCUGCCAGCGGGCAGCCCUGAAAUGGCGAAAGCUCCCCUCUCAGCUGGCCCGUGCCGAUUUGGUGGCGCUCAGCGGCACAUGCAGAGUGUUCUCAGAGACUCUGUAGAGAGCUCCGAUGAGGAAUUCUUUGAUGCGCGGGAAGAGAUGGUGGAAGGAAAAAAUGCUAUUCUCAUAGGCAUGAGCCAGUGGAACUCAAAUGACCUUGUUGAGCAGAUAGAAACAAUUGGGAAGCUUGAAGAAAAUCAAGGUGAAUUGUAUAGAACCUCUUUAAGAAAACAAAGGUUCCCUGCGCAAGGCAGUAUUGAAAUACAUGAGGACAAUGAGGAAGGAGUUCAGCACCAGAACUGCAAAACUCAUGUGUUAAUUUUGAUCCUACAUGGGGGGAACAUAUUAGACACUGGAAGUGGGGACCACAGCAGCAAGCUGGCAGACAUCAACACCUUCAGUUCUGUGUUUGAGAAAGUGACCCGAGCCCAUUUCCCUUCCUCUUUGGGCCACGUCUUAAUAAGACUUGUUCCCUGCCCAGCAAUUUGUUCAGCAGCUUUCUCUCUUGUUUCCAGCCUAAAUCCCUACAGCUAUGAUGAGAGCUGUCUCAGCAGCAGUGAAGACCACAUCCCACUGGCUGCCUUGCCUUUGCUGGCUGUUUCAUCUCCUCAGUACCAGGAUGCAGUUGCCAUGGUGAUCAGUAGAGCCAAUCAAGUCUAUAAUGAGUUUCUCAAAUCUACUGAUGGAGCUGGUUUUAAUGGACAGGUGUGUCUUAUAGGUGACUGCAUUGGAGGAAUUUUGGGCUUUGAUGCCAUCUGCUAUAAUUCUAAUACAGCUUACGAGAGUCGGAACAGUAGCAGGAGAGGAAGCAUCAGCAGCAUCCAGGAUAAUCCACUCUUAGCAGAGGACUCCAGUCUGGGUGACAGCAAACACCUGAGCAAAAGCAAUAUUGAUCUCUCGGGAAUCAUGGAGGAUGAGAAGCAGAGGCCACCGCUGCCCCGGAAACAGAGUGACUCAUCCACUUAUGAGUGUGAUACCAUAACCCAGCAUCACGCCUUCCUGUCCAGCAUCCACUCAAGCGUGUUGAAAGAUGGUGCAGAACUUCCUCCUGUGGAUUCCAGUUUCUCAGAAGUAAAUCUGGGCCGAUUUGAAUUUGAGGUGUCUGAUUUCUUCCUUUUUGGAUCACCACUUGGUUUGGUGCUGGCCAUGAGGAGCACUGUUCUGCCUGGUCUGGAUGUAUGCCAGGUCCGACCAGCCUGCAGCCAAGUUUACAGCUUCUUUCACUCUGCUGACCCCUCUGCCUGCAGACUUGAACCGUUGUUGGAGAAAAGAUUCCAUCUCCUUCCUCCAUUCAGUGUCCCACGGUACCAGAGAUACCCACUAGGGGAUGGAAGAUCUCACCAGUUAGGUGAUGCUCUCCACAAUCACAGUGGCCUGUUCCUUGAGACUAGCUCUUUGAACAUACCUUUCUCUCAGGAGAGUCCAGGAUCUCCAAAUGCAUCUGAUCAACCACAAGGGAAAACAAGAAAGUUGAGCUUGGCCAGCACAAACAGUGAAAACUCGGGGUCAACUGAAAGCUUGCCAUCAGCAUGCCUCACCAACAUUACUGCAAAGUGGUGGGGAACAAAACGAAUAGAUUAUGCCUUGUAUUGUCCAGAUGUGCUGACAGCCUUUCCAACAGUGGCCCUGCCACAUCUCUUUCAUGCCAGCUAUUGGGAAUCAACAGAUGUUGUGGCCUUCAUCUUAAGACAGGUGAUGAGGUAUGAAAAUGUAAAUUUCAAGGAAAAUGACAACCUGGAUCCAGAAACACUAAGUCCAUCCAAUCCACGAGAAAAAUGGCUACGCAAAAGGACACAUGUCAAAUUGAGGAAUGUGACUGCUAAUCACCGAGCUAAUGAUGUCAUUGCAGCAGAAGAUGGUCCUCAGGUACUAGUUGGGCGCUUUAUGUAUGGACCUCUGGACAUGGUGGCUUUAACAGGUGAAAAGGUGGAUAUCUUCAUAAUGACUGAGCCAUCUUCGGGCAGGUGGGUGUAUUUUGACACAGAGAUAUCCAACAGCAGUGGACGAAUAUCCUACAAUAUACCUGAACAGAAGAGACUGAGAGUUGGUGUGUAUCCCAUCAAAAUGGUGGUCAGAGGGGACCAGAGCAGUGCAGCAAGUUACCUGACUGUACUGCCCCGAGGAAUGGAAUGUGUUGUGUUCAGCAUUGAUGGCUCCUUUGCAGCAAGUGUUUCAAUUAUGGGAAGUGACCCCAAAGUCCGAGCGGGGGCCGUUGAUGUUGUCAGGCAUUGGCAGGACCUGGGAUAUCUGAUUAUCUAUAUCACCGGCCGUCCAGAUAUGCAGAAACAGCGUGUAGUUUCGUGGUUGUCCCAACACAAUUUCCCACAAGGGAUGAUCUUCUUCUCAGAUGGACUCGUUCAUGACCCACUGCGACAAAAGACCAUUUUUCUCCGGAAUCUCAUGCAAGAGUGCCACAUCAAAAUCUGUGCCGCAUAUGGUUCCAUGAAGGAUAUUUCUGUGUACAGUGUCUUGGCUCUGUCACCAUCCCAGAUCUACAUAGUUGGACGAUCCACAAAGAAAUACCAGGCACAGUGCCAAUUCCUCAGUGAAGGUUAUGCAGCCCACUUGGCCUCGCUGGAGUUCAGUCUCCAUUCACGACCCAAAAAGAACAACUCUCGGAUGAUCUUGAGAAAAGGCAGCUUUGGCCUCCACUCGCAGCCUGAGUUUUUGCGCAAGAGAAACCACCUCCGCAGGACUAUGUCUGUACAGCAACCUGACCCACCUUCUUUAAACCCCAAGCCAGAGCGUGCUCAGAGCCAGCCUGAAUCAGACAAAGAUCAUGACAGGCAUUUUCCUUCCAUUGCUUGGGUUCGAGGUGGAGUUCACAAAUUUGAAUCUAUUCCCUAGGAGGAUUGGGACUGUAGAUCUUGGAUGCACCCCAUAAAACUUGUAGGCAUGCCUAAAAGGUAGUAUUUAGGCAGCUCCAAAUUAAGAGAGGUGGACAGGAAUUUGUACCUUGGAGUCUUCCCUGUUCUGAAAUCUGCCUUCUUAUACCAACUGGGGCACUUCCAGUCUCUUCCUCUUAUCAUGUUUAUUGGGGAAGUUUAAAACAAUCUAAAACUACCACAAGUUUAUCAUCAUAGCAACAGGUUAUUUUUGGGAACAAAUAUAAUAUGUGCAGUAAGAGGAAAAGAUACUGAUUUUGCUCAGGAUUGUGGUAUCAGCUAAUUAGCUGCACCCAAACCAGCAUCAAGGGUAGGUCCUGUAGGUUACAGAGGAGGUUUACACUUUAAACUUUAAGUAGUCAUGUCUGUUUCCACUUCACUUUUCAAUAAAAGUGAUAAAAGGGAAGCAGCAGAGGGAGCUACAAUAACAGGUGGUUAGGACUUCUACAACAAGAUGCUUUCUGGGUGCCUUAAACCCACGGUUUUCUUUCAGCCUACAGUGUUGGUCAACAGAUUCCAACAUGGGCCCUCACUGGACAAAUUAAUGUGAAAACUUCACUUGUGAACCAAACAUAAAAACUUCAUAUUAAAAAUAAAUGUCAGCCACAGUUUGAAUACAGUGUUGUUGUAACCAAAGUAGUGUGCAACUGUACAAAGAUCACAUUGUUUUUGGAACUCAAUGACUGUGCAAAAAUGUGUGUACUACUCCAAAGAAGAUGGCUCUGAUGAUCUCAGUCUGAGAGUCAGAUCCUAAGAGGGCAAGCUAAAAGGAACCGUUUACUAAGGGAUCUGCAAACUUCGGGGCAAUUGCUUUUUAAUUAUUCAAACUAGAAUAUUUACACUGGAGGGGAAAAAAAGUAAUUAAGUAAAUUGAUAAAUUGUUUACCUUCUCAUGCUUCACAGCAACUGCUGCAUUAAGACAAUCUGUAGCAUUCAAAAUUAUAGCAUUUGAGCUUCAUAGAGUGGACAUGCAAAAAUACAGGUGCCACACAGACAUUUCUCUACUGAUUUAAAUUUCUCUCUGAUCUCUCAAUGGACUUACUAGAAGUAAAAUGUGUGAUGCUUUCCCUAAGUUGUGAUAUUUCCAGAGUGUUACAGUUACUUUAACAUAGUAGCAGUUUGCAGAUUCUUCAUGCAGAGAAUUUUAAUGACUGAACUGACGCAUGUUUUAAAACCUGCAAUGAAGUUACAAGUGCACAUAAAACCCCCUUUUUUUUAGAGUUAAAAACAUACUAUUGACACUGAGAAACCUUGAAGUCAAAAGAACAUUCCUUUUUCAGGUUUGUUGUUUGUUUUUUAUUCAGGGAAUUGGGGUAGAGAGGGUUUGGUGCCUCUCCAUCCCCCUUUCAGGUUCUGCUAGACCAGACAGAGUCUCUCACCAAGUCGGUUAAUGAUUUUGAAAGUUAAUGUGUAAAACAAUAAAUGCAAUGGAAAACUAUUAAGACAGUUCAGAAGUAAAGUAAGUCUGUACUUUCUGUUAACCAUGAAGUUUCAGUAGACUUUUGGAAUGGUGUAAGAGUGUAGCUUUUGCCAUAAGAGGCAGCAAAAUAGGUUAUAAGUGGAGAUGUUUGAUUUAUAUUUUCAGAUAUUACUUGGCAGGAUUGUCAGUUACCUAUUUCAAACUUCCUGAAAUAUCUCUGGCACAUUAGAAGUUGGUUGUUUUGUUUUGUUUUGUUUUGUUUUCUAAUGCUUCCUUUAAGGCAAAGGGUAAUCUCUGCUGAAGAUUAAGGAAAGAUGUAAAAUGUUUGGUAGCAAACACUCUGUGAGAGCAGGUAAAUAUGUUACAAGGGGCUAGGGUUUUGUGAUCUGUUGCUGCAAAAGCUAAAUGAAAGAUAGCUUGCAAACUACAUCGAAACACUCUUAACAAAUUACAAAUGCUUUCCCAGUAGUGUCAUAGUUCUUGAGCCCAUGAAGUUGGAGGAAUUAUUCCAUGUUCUGUCUCAGCCCACUGCACAUACUAACUCUAGUCACAUAGUCCAUUUCUUCUCUGCUUUGCACCAUGAUGAGGUUGCACAGGUGCACCAGCCUCCAUCUCCUUCUAGUGAAUUUACUGUUAGCCUGCUCCUCCUUGUUAGUUUCAAAUAGGCAUGGGAAUACAAGGCUUGUGAGAGGAACUUACUAGGAAAAUGUUAAGUUUGAUGAGGGGUCUAGAAUAUUGACUGAUUGAAAAGUUUUUUUUAAUCAUUGGAUGUUGUUUAGCAUGUCUCCUGACUGUAAUUGCUAUUCCUGUUUAAAGCUACUGUUGUUUUAGCCAUCUACCUCUAUCACCCAAGAGACUUGAAAACCUAUUUUUUUUGUUCAGUUGCUGUAGUAGAAAGGUCUACUUCCUUUCAAAAGAGGGAUCUGUGUGUAAUUCCGUGACUGUAUUGAAGGAAAUAGUGUCUAAGUACAAAGUUAGAAAAAUCUCCUAGGUUAUAAAGGGGUGUCUUUUACUCUUGGAGACAUAAUGUCAUUUUACAGGGUUCCAUGUCAUCAAGACUCCGAUUUUGUGUAUUUCUGUUAAUAGCUGGCUCACCUUCACAGUAGUCACUGUGCUGGCUUCCCUUAAGAGUAUUAGGAGCUAAUAGCAGUAAAACAAGUGUGUGUGUGUGCAUGUGUGUAUAUGAUUUAGUGUGGUAACAAUUUCAACGUUUCUACACAUGGUAUUAAAAUCAUGAAAAUACUCUCCCUAAAUUUUUCAUACAAUGUAUGAGAGCUUAUAUAUCCUUUGCUUAAUUCCAGCACUGCUGAUUGCUCAUGGCUAGAAUGGUUUAUCUUGUGAUCCCACACUCCAGCUGUGCACUUUGGCAAAAUAGUGACACAGGCUUCUUAGUUACACACUUUGUCCACAUGAAACUGCAUUCAGUCAUUCUCAGGCAUUCAGCUUGCAAUUGGAUUUCAGUUUUACUUGUGUAUUCAUGGAAGAUCAGUCCCCUAGGAAGCCAUUCACUGAGGGUAAGUUUGAUCCUACAGUCAUCUUAUUCUUGAUUGCAAGUCAUCAUUGCUGCAGUUUCUGUGCAGUCAGCACGCACUUAAACUACACAGACUAUGGAAGUGUUUUAGCAUACACAGAAGGGACAGUGAAGUCAGGUGGGUGUGCCCACUAAACAUACAUUAGACUCGUCAGUUGUUUCAGCACCGUCUUUUGUUUAGUGCCUCCAGUGUGUAACAGAAAAGCACAUUCUUUUAACGGGCUGAAUGGAGGAAGCAUAAAUGAAAUUGUAAAACACAAAAUCAUUAGUCCAGUGGGUGCUAAGGGUACAGUACAAGUAUGCCACAGUUGGCAGCAUGUACUUCUUUGUCCUGUUGAUAUGGAUCCAUUUUAAAUUACUGUAAAAAAUGGCUGUGAUAAAUAGCAGUGGUAGAGUUAUUUGAGAUAUUGUGAAAACACACCUUCACAACUGUGGUGUUUUGGUUUUGUCUGUGUGAA
Messenger RNA from Serinus canaria (Common canary), 6452 nucleotides. RefSeq names its product PITPNM family member 3 (gene PITPNM3). Bases 135 to 3005 code for a protein of 956 amino acids. Lineage: Eukaryota; Metazoa; Chordata; Aves; Passeriformes; Fringillidae. The record is from RefSeq and is a predicted model, not a curated record. Gene Ontology annotation, molecular function: phosphatidylinositol binding; phosphatidylcholine intramembrane carrier activity; phosphatidylcholine binding. Gene Ontology annotation, cellular component: cytoplasm. Gene Ontology annotation, biological process: phospholipid transport. The transcript is spliced from 19 exons.